Messenger RNA from Phragmites australis (common reed), 3301 nucleotides. RefSeq names its product pentatricopeptide repeat-containing protein At1g05670, mitochondrial. Bases 96 to 2357 code for a protein of 753 amino acids. Lineage: Eukaryota; Viridiplantae; Streptophyta; Magnoliopsida; Poales; Poaceae. The transcript is spliced from 3 exons. The record is from RefSeq and is a predicted model, not a curated record. Gene Ontology annotation, molecular function: protein binding.
GCAGCGCGCCCCUGCCUUCCACCCGCCCAACGCCCGUCUCCCGCCGCCGCCGCCGCCGCCAGGGCGGGCCUCACUCCCGGACCCUCAGCCGCCGAAUGCUCCUCCGCCGCGCCGCCGCCGCAGCGAAGCGCUCCUCCUCUUUAAUCCACGCGCGAGUCCUCCGGCACGAGCGCGCCGCCCGACGUAGCCACGCCACCACCUCCUCCUCGCCCCCACGCCGCCGCGGACACCGCCGCGCGCCACCGGCCUCCGCCGAGGAACUCACGGCCACCGCCGCUCCCCGCCCGUUCCCGGACUACCACCCGCCCCGCCCGGACUCGCCGGACGACGACGCCCUCGCGCGUCGCCUCGCCGCCGCCGUGCUUGCCUCACCGGACCCCGCCUCUCUCCCGCCCCUCCCCUUCCUCCCGCUCCUCCGCCCGAUCCAUCUCCUCCUCGCGCUCCCGCUGCUCGCCUCCCACCCGCACCUCACCCGCCUCCUCCUCCCGCUCCUCCUCCUCUUCCCCUCCCGCCCCCAGCAACACCCGCACCCUCACCUCCUCCGGUGCUUCGCCAUUGCCGCCCACCUCGCCGUCCGCGACGCCGGUGCUGCGCGCACCAUCCUCGUGCGCGCCGUCCACUUCCCGUCCCCUCACCGGCAUUUCGUCGAGCACUUUAUCUCCACCUACAGGGCCUUCUCCUCCGACCCCGCCUCUUUCGACCUCCUGCUCCAGUGCCUCCCCUCGGCGCCCCUCCUCCACCGCCUGCGCCAGUACGGCAUCACCCCCUCCCCGGAGGCCUGCAACGCCGUGCUUUCCCGCCUCCCGCUUGAUGAAGCCAUCGAGUUGUUUCAAGAACUCUCGGACAGGAAUGUUUGCUCCUACAAUAUACUCCUCAGAGAGCUGUGCAGUGCUGGCCGCAUGAAGGAUGCACGCCAACUGUUCGAUGAAAUGGCAGCGCCACCAGAUGUUGUCACGUUUGGGAUCCUUGUCCAUGGUUACUGUGCUCUUGGUGAGCUGGAGAACGCUGUGAUGCUGUUGGAUGAAAUGGUGGCAAGAGGGGUGGAGCCGAAUGCAACAGUGUAUACAAGUGUUGUUGCAUUUUUGUGCAAGAAAGAGCGGGUUUCAGAUGCGUUGAUGGUGGUGGAGGAUAUGGUCCAGCGUAAGGUGAUAUUGGAUGAGGCGGUGUACACAACAGUCUUGAGCGGUUUUUGCAGUAAAGGGGAUUUGGUAGCUGCAAGAAGGUGGUUUGAUGAGAUGCAGAAAACAGGGUUGGCAACUGAUGGGGUGACAUACACCACGCUGAUUAAUGGGUUUUGCCAGGCGGGCGAGUUGAAAGAGGCAGAGAGGGUUCUUCAGGAGAUGUUGGCCAAGCGGUUGGAUGUUGAUGAGGUCACAUAUACAGUGCUCAUUGAUGGGUACUCCAAGAGAGGGAAGAUGGCGGAGGCAUUUCGGGUGCAUAACGAAAUGGUGCAGAGGGGAGUGACACCGAAUGUGGUGACAUAUACAGCUUUGUCAGACGGACUAUGCAAGCAAGGAGAUGUUCAGGCAGCUAAUGAGCUAUUGCAUGAGAUGUGCAACAAGGGGCUUGAGCUCAAUGCUCACACAUACAACUCCCUGAUCAAUGGCCUAUGCAAGGCUGGCAACCUGGAGCAGGCCAUGAGGACUAUGGCAGACAUGGAUACAGUGGGUCUUAAACCAGAUGUUUACACAUAUACAACUCUUAUUGAUGCACUCUGCAAGUCAGGGGAGCUUGACAGGGCUCACAACCUCCUGCAGGAGAUGUUAAAUAGAGGAAUUAAGCCUACUAUUGUGACUUAUAAUGUUUUAAUCAAUGGUUUCUGCAUGUCAGGUAGGGUAGAGGGAGGAAGGAAGCUGCUUAAAUGGAUGCUGGAGAAGAACAUCCGCCCAAAUGCUGCAACUUACAAUUCUCUUAUGAAGCAGUACUGCAUUGACAAUAAUAUGAAAUCUACCACUGAGAUCUAUAAGGGGAUGUGUUCUCAGGAGGUGGCGGCGAAUGAGAACACAUACAAUAUAUUGGUCAAGGGGCACUGCAAGGCAAGAAAUAUGAAAGAAGCCCUAUAUUUCCACAAUGAAAUGAUAGAGAAGGGUUUCAGACUUACUGCAACCUCAUACAAUGCUCUCAUAAGAUUGCUGAAUAAAAAGAAGAAAUUUGUUGAGGCAAGAAAAUUAUUUGAUGAGAUGAGGAAGGAGGGUUUGACAGCUGAACCAGAUAUAUACAACUUUUAUAUUGAUCUCAACUUUAAUGAGGAUAAUUUGGAGUCGACUCUUGCACUUUGUGAUGAACUGGUGGAAGCCAGUGUUGUGAAAUAUAAAGCUGAAGUGGAUCAAGAUGUUGCAAAGGAACAUAUACAGUAGUAACGUGAUUCUGGCAGGUGAUGGCAUUCUAGCUUGUUCAGGAUUGUGUGCAAAGUGAACACAAGAUCCAGACAUAGCACUGUCCCUGAACUGAUAGUUGAACCAUGACGGGGCUCUUCCAGAAGACGAUAAGGUGCCUGAGUGUGGAUGGGAUGCGCAUUGUGGUGUUGGUGCAAUUUGCAAGCCACAUUUGUUUGCGUGGCCUUGCAGGAGAAGAAGGUUUCUGCCUUCAUAAAUUGUUUAGCAACAAUUGCGGUGGUUACUCUGCCCAUGAAGAAUAACUCAUCUUUUUUCGAGAGUGAUCGGGGCGUAUGCCAAUUAUAAGCAACAUCGGCUGCUUCUUGUGAUGCUGAUGCCUACGGAUAGGAGGAACAUGGAUCAAACCCCUGGCAAAAACAGGAGAAGCACAGAGACGUUGUACCUGGUAGAGUGCACCUAAGUUGAAUGGAAGUAUGAACUAGACUUUAUUGGACAACACUAGUGUAAGGUAGCAUUACGAAUUGAUUCUUGGUCCUCAUUCUUGCCGUAAAUUGGAGUAAAGUUUAUAGUAUGCUCUGUCUCCAGAUAGCAUUCCUUCCUCAAGAUUAAAGACUACAUGACCCAGCUCUGCUUCAUUGGCCACUGACUUCGACCUCCAUUUGUACAUUGGGGAAUAGAUUGGAUACAGCAGAUAGCACAAGCUUCUUUGAGAAGCGUAGAGUGCAGCACCAGAUGGGUUCAGUUGUUAGCUUUCGGACGGCAUAAUACCAUGUAUGGGAAAUAUACAACUUGACCAGACAUAUUGAUAUAUGCAGGGGGAUAUAACUGUACUGUAAGAAUAAUUCUCUUCUGAGAAACUAUGUAUGGAUUUUUUUUUUCUGUACCUAGAAAACAAGGGGGAAAUGCAGAGCCUCAUGCUCUCUUUUUUUCAGCGGAUGCAACAUGUACUCUUUGUUUUCUUGCAA